ACACGAUGAAGAACAAGAACAACAAUUCAUCAGUUUCUUCAAUCGAGAAUCAUCAUCCAUGGAGGAAAACAACCACUCUUUUACUUUUCCUCUCUCUCCUCACCAUCUCUCUGCUUCUCCUUCGUCUCUCCCAAGACAAAAUCAUACUCAUCACCACCACCACAACCACCUCCGACUCCGAUCAUCAACGCCGUCACGACCCGUGUCUCGGUCGCUACAUAUAUAUCCAUAAUCUACCUUCUCGAUUCAAUCUUGAAAUCAUUAAAGACUGCAAGUCUAUUACAAGACCAAAAGACAAGAUCAGUAUGUGUAAGUAUCUCGAAAACUCCGGAAUCGGACCUUUGAUCGGCGGUGACGGUUUUGACUACUCUCCGAGCUGGUACGCCACUAACCAGUUCAUGCUCGAAGUGAUUUUUCACGAGAAAAUGAAGAGAUAUGAGUGCUUGACGAGAAACUCGUCGUUGGCUUCAGCUAUUUACGUACCUUAUUAUGCUGGUCUCGAUUUCCGGCGACAUUUACGGCGGCGUAACGUUGCUGCGAGAGACGCCGCCGGGAAGGAACUUGUUAAAUGGCUUAAAAAGCAACCUCAAUGGAAAGAUAUGUCAGGUAGAGACCAUUUCCUCGUAACCGGUCGGAUUUCACGAGAUUUCCGGCGAAACUCCGACAAUAAGUCCGCAUGGGGAACCAACUUCAUGCUCUUACCGGAGUCUCUAAACCUCACUUUCCUCACCAUUGAACGUAGUCUAACGAGCCACAACGAGUUUGCAAUUCCUUAUCCCACUUACUUUCACCCUACGUCAACCUCCGAGAUCCUCCGCUGGCAAGACAAGAUCAGGCUCACUAACCGGACGAUCCUCUUCUCAUUCGCCGGAGCUCAAAGACCAAUUAGAAACCAGAACGGUUUGGUUCGCACUCAAGUUAUAAAACAAUGCAAGAGCUCAUCUAAUACGUGUAGGUUUCUUGACUGUGACGUCAAAGCCAAUAUUAGCUGCGAUGAUCCGAUCAGUCUGAUGAAACUUUUCGAGAGUUCAGUUUUCUGCUUACAACCACCGGGUGAUUCGUUAACCAGAAGAUCGGUAUUUGAUUCAAUCUUGGCUGGUUGUAUUCCGGUUUUCUUUAACCAAGGUAGCGCAUACAAGCAAUAUAGAUGGCACAUACCUAAGAACAAUAGCGAAUAUUCGGUUUAUAUACCGGUUAAGGAGCUGAGAACCGGGGGAAAGAACAAAAUCGAAGAGAUUUUGCGUGGAAUACCAAAUGAGAGAGUGGUUGGUAUGAGAGAAAACGUAAUAAGAUUGAUUCCGAAGAUUGUGUAUAGUAAACCAAACCGGAACAAACCAGAUGGAGAGAUUCUUGAAGAUGCUUUUGAUGUUGCUGUGAAGGGAGUGGUUAAGGGAAUAGAAGGGAUAAGGAGAAAAGAAUUCAAGACUGAGUAACUAAGUUUAUAACUAAUUAGACAACAAAAAAGAAUAUGUCCUACAUUUGUUAUUGUAUUUAAUUGUUCGUAGGUCUUGUAGUAUGUUGUUCUUAUUCUUUUACUUCAAAUUAGAUUAGUUUAAAGUUUUA
Messenger RNA from Arabidopsis lyrata subsp. lyrata, 1563 nucleotides. RefSeq names its product probable xyloglucan galactosyltransferase GT15. Lineage: Eukaryota; Viridiplantae; Streptophyta; Magnoliopsida; Brassicales; Brassicaceae. Gene Ontology annotation, molecular function: glycosyltransferase activity. The record is from RefSeq and is a predicted model, not a curated record.